CUUUCUAGAUGGCGGCUAGGCCGUGAGGGUCUCCCUGCCUUGGUCGGGCUGCGGGCAGCUCGGGCAGGCCGCGGGCGCCGGAGGUGGAAGAAGAAAGGUGCCACUUUGGCAUGAAGACAGACUCGCUUAGUCGUCAGUCAUUUAAGCUGAGUGCAUUGUGAUUUCCAAUAAUUGAGGCAGUGGUUCUAAAAGCUGUCUACAUUAAUGAAAAGAGCAAUGUGGCCAGCUUGACUAAGCCGCCGGCGUGUGCAGCGCAGGCAGGACGGCACCCGGGUCUCAGCGGACUUGUGCAUGUUAGCUGUAUAGAUUUAUGUAAGGUUUUUUAAAACUCUGGUCUUUUAAAAUAGUCUUAACCACUUUUACUAUGGAGACAUAUGAGAGUCCCUCUCCUCUCCCGCGUGAGCCCGCAGGAGAAGCGGUGAUGGAGAACCCAGCUUGCCCCUUUCAAGCGCUGCCCCGUGAACAGUCUCCACCACCUCCCCUGCAAACGUCCAGUGAUGCAGAGGUAAUGGACGUUGGCUCUGGUGGUGAUGGACAGGCCGAACCCCCUGCUGAGGACCCGCUCAACUUCUACGGAGCUUCUCUUCUCUCCAAAGGAUCCUUCUCUAAGGCCCGCCUCCUCAUAGACCCGAACUGUAGUGGCCACAGCCCGCGCACCGCCCGGCACGCACCUGCGGUCCGGAAGUUCUCCCCUGACCUUAAGUUGCUUAAGGAUGUAAAGAUUAGCGUGAGCUUUACCGAGAGCUGCAGGAGUAAGGACAGGAAGGUGCUGUACACAGGAGUGGAGCGCGACGCUCGUGCAGAGUGCGGUCUGGCCCUUAGCCCUGUCAGUGGAGACGUGCAUGCUUGUCCCUUUGGCGGGAGUGUUGGGAAUGGGGUAGGUGUAGGGGGUGAGAGUGCUGAUAAGAAGGAUGAGGAGAAUGAGCUGGAUCAGGAAAAGAGAGUGGAGUACGCAGUGCUCGAUGAGUUAGAAGAUUUUACUGACAAUUUGGAGCUAGAUGAAGAAGGAACAGGCGGGUUCACGGCUAAAGCAAUCGUGCAGAGAGACAGAGUGGAUGAAGAGGCCUUGAACUUCUCCUAUGAGGAUGAUUUUGACAACGAUGUUGAUGCUCUGCUGGAAGAGGGCCUUUGUGCUCCCAAAAAGAGACGAAUGGAGGAGAAAUACGGAGGAGACAGUGACCAUCCAUCUGACGGAGAGACAAGCGUGCAGCCAAUGAUGACCAAGAUUAAAACUGUGCUAAAAAGUCGUGGCCGUCCUCCUACAGAACCGUUGCCCGACGGGUGGAUCAUGACAUUCCAUAACUCCGGAGUCCCGGUGUACCUACACCGAGAGUCUCGGGUGGUCACCUGGUCCAGGCCGUACUUCCUGGGAACGGGAAGCAUACGGAAACAUGAUCCUCCUCUGAGCAGCAUUCCUUGUCUGCAUUACAAGAAAAUGAAGGACAAUGAGGAAAGAGAGCAAAACAGUGAGCUCACCCCCAGUGGGGAAGUGUCCCCUGUCAAGCCCCUGAGCCGAUCUGCAGAGUUGGAGUUCCCCCUGGAAGAGCCUGACUCCAUGGGAGCUGACUCAGGGGCCCUCGAUGAGAAGGACCCACUUGGGGCUGAGGCUGCUCCCGGGGCCCUGGGGCAGGUGAAGGCCAAGGUUGAGGUGUGCAAAGACGAAUCAGUUGAUCUUGAGGAAUUUCGGAACUACCUGGAAAAGCGUUUUGACUUUGAGCAAGUCACUGUGAAGAAAUUCAGGACUUGGGCCGAGCGGCGGCAGUUUAACCGAGAAAUGAAACGGAAACAGGCCGAGUCCGAGAGGCCCAUCCUGCCCGCCAAUCAGAAACUCAUCACCCUGUCUGUGCAGGAUGCGCCCACAAAGAAAGAGUUUGUCAUUAACCCCAACGGGAAGUCCGAGGUCUGCAUCCUGCACGAGUACAUGCAGCGCGUCCUCAAGGUCCGCCCCGUUUAUAAUUUCUUUGAAUGUGAGAACCCAAGUGAGCCUUUUGGUGCCUCGGUGACCAUUGAUGGUGUGACCUAUGGAUCUGGAACUGCAAGCAGCAAAAAACUUGCGAAGAAUAAAGCUGCCCGAGCUACGCUGGAGAUCCUUAUCCCUGACUUUGUCAAACAGACCUCUGAGGAGAAGCCCAAAGACAGUGAAGAGCUUGAGUAUUUUAACCACAUCAGUAUUGAGGACUCACGGGUCUACGAGCUGACCAGCAAGGCCGGACUGUUGUCUCCCUAUCAGAUCCUCCACGAGUGCCUUAAAAGAAACCAUGGAAUGGGUGACACAUCCAUCAAAUUUGAAGUGGUUCCUGGUAAAAACCAGAAGAGCGAAUAUGUCAUGGCGUGCGGCAAACACACAGUGCGCGGCUGGUGUAAGAAUAAGAGAGUUGGAAAACAGUUAGCCUCUCAGAAAAUCCUUCAGCUGCUGCACCCACAUGUCAAGAACUGGGGGUCUUUACUUCGCAUGUAUGGCCGCGAAAGCAGCAAGAUGGUCAAACAGGAGACCUCGGACAAGAGCGUGAUUGAGCUGCAGCAGUAUGCCAAGAAGAACAAGCCAAACCUGCACAUCCUGAGCAAGCUGCAGGAGGAGAUGAAGAGGCUGGCCGAGGAGAGGGAGGAGACACGGAAGAAGCCCAAGAUGUCUAUUGUGGCGUCUGCCCAGCCUGGCGGCGAGCCCCUGUGCACUGUGGACGUGUGAGGGAGGCAGCAGGGGCAGGCGCGGGGACUGUCAGCUCUGCUGCCAGGGACACCACGCGCCGCUCACUCUGCAGCCUCCAGGCCUCUGAUCGGAGUUCCUCCCCUGCGGCCAGGCAUCUAAGGCCGGGGCCAGAGGGGUGGGGCUCUGGUGCACGGGGACAGCAGGGCCACGCAGCUCUUCCUUGGGGGCCACCCACAGGUCUGAGUGGACGUGUUCAAGGAUGGACUCAGCUUGCCCACGUGGGUGAGAACCAAGAAUUUGGCAAUAGCCGUGGAUGACCUCUGCCUCUGGGGACUUGCUGCAGCCUGGUUUGAUGAAGGUUUUCCGGAGUGUCAGUAUGUAACACGCACGGACAAGAAGUGACAGACUGAGACAGUGGCGGCCGAGUCCUGUGGUGCCCUGGGCCGCAGGCUCCCACAGGCCACUGCAGAGGCCUGGUCAGAAGGUGCGCACUGGCACCCCCACCCCUCCCCUGCCUCUUGUGUUUUCCCUUUUUCUCUGAAAAGGUUACAACAGGAAGGAGUAUUUCAGACCUUUUUGGCUUAAAAUAAACACAAGUUUAGAAUCACCUAUUUUUCAGA
Messenger RNA from Odobenus rosmarus divergens (Pacific walrus), 3267 nucleotides. It is a transcript of the gene DGCR8, whose product is annotated as DiGeorge syndrome critical region gene 8. The coding region runs from base 365 to 2686 and encodes 773 amino acids. The transcript has 14 exons. Gene Ontology annotation, molecular function: double-stranded RNA binding; heme binding; primary miRNA binding. The record is from RefSeq and is a predicted model, not a curated record. NCBI's taxonomy places the organism in Eukaryota, Metazoa, Chordata, Mammalia, Carnivora, Odobenidae. Gene Ontology annotation, biological process: primary miRNA processing. Gene Ontology annotation, cellular component: microprocessor complex.